Molecule: messenger RNA, 963 nt
Organism: Yarrowia lipolytica CLIB122
Lineage: Eukaryota; Fungi; Ascomycota; Dipodascomycetes; Dipodascales
Cellular component (GO): nucleus
Molecular function (GO): protein dimerization activity; DNA-binding transcription factor activity
Source: RefSeq, a predicted model, not a curated record
AUGUCCGCCAUCCGAAGAACUCGGUCAACCACCAGCGAGGACGAGGCCAUCACCAAGCGCCUCAAGCAGGAGGUGAUGGUCUCCGAGGAGGCGAUUGACGACAAGGACGAGCUCAACGAGAGCGAUGCGGCUGCCGCCGUGGCCGCCGUGGCCGCAGCUGUCCAGGAAAAGAAGGACCACGACGACAGUGUCAAGGCCGCGGACGUGCUGCGGCAGACGCUGGAGCACGUGAAUGAGCAUGUGACCGACGACGCACAGGGCCAUGUGCCGCAGCAGCAGCAACAUCAGCAGCAGGAGCAGCAGGGCCACGUUCAGCAGCAGCAGGAGCAGCAGGGUCACGUGCAGCAGCAGGACCAACAGAGCCACGUGCAGCAGGACACACAGAACCACGUGCAGCAGCAGCAGCAGGACCCGCAGAACCAUGUGCAACAGCAGCAGCAGCAGCAGGGACUGGGCCAGCACGUGAGCCAGGACCAGGGCCAAGGGCUUGACUCGCACGUGCACCACGGCAUGACGGCUAUCAACCAGCACGUGCCGCAGCAGGCACACGUGACGCAGCCCUACGAGCUCGAUCUCAACCCCUACAACCAGGCGCCCAACUCGGCCAAGCCGCCCGUGGGCUCCGAGCAGUGGCACCAGAUGCGGCGCGACAACCACAAGGAGGUGGAGCGGCGACGGCGCGAGACCAUCAAUGACGGCAUCAACACGCUUGCGGAGCUCAUUGCCACGAGCGAGAAGAACAAGGGCCAGAUUCUCAAGAACGCCAUCGAGUUCAUUAAGCAGCUCAAGGAGCAGGACGACGCGCGGACUCAGAAGGCUGCCAUGGACAAGUUUAGUCUCAUGAACCAGGUGACGGAGACGUCGGCGCAGAACAACCGGCUCAAGAUUGAGCUGCAGCGGGCCUGGCGGGAGGCGGAGACGUGGAAGGGCAAGUACCAGGAGCUGGAGGGGAAGAAGGAGUGA